Messenger RNA from Zingiber officinale, 1594 nucleotides. Its product is annotated as TOM1-like protein 1. Bases 218 to 1390 code for a protein of 390 amino acids. The record is from RefSeq and is a predicted model, not a curated record. Gene Ontology annotation, molecular function: ubiquitin binding; phosphatidylinositol binding. Gene Ontology annotation, biological process: protein transport to vacuole involved in ubiquitin-dependent protein catabolic process via the multivesicular body sorting pathway. The transcript has 4 exons. NCBI's taxonomy places the organism in Eukaryota, Viridiplantae, Streptophyta, Magnoliopsida, Zingiberales, Zingiberaceae.
UGCAGAAUAAGUUGUUGAAAAAUGAUUAGGAAAGAGAGAUUUGCGUCGAAGUCUUCCAACUCCACGGCGGAAAGAGAGAGGCCGCGGCGGAAGAGAGGAAGGAGAAGCAACGACGUCUGCCGUCUUCUCUUUGCUCCCAACUUCUUUGUUCAUUUGCGUUGCCGCUCGAUCUCCAGGCUUCAAUCACUGACUUUUAAGUUUAGCUUGGAGUACCAAAAUGAGUGACAAUUUGAUGGAUAAAGUCAGUUCCUUUGGGGAACGUUUGAAAAUUGGUGGUGCUGAGGUGAGCAGGAAAAUGAAAGACAGCAUGAGCUCCAUGAGUUUCAAGAUGAAGGAGUUAUUCCAAGGUCAGAACCAAGCUGAGAAGAUCGUGGAAGAGGCAACAUCGGAGAACUUAGAUGGUCCUGACUGGUCUGCUAACCUUGAGAUCUGUGACAUGAUUAACAGUGAAAAUUUCAACAGUAUUGACUUUAUCCGUGGCAUAAAGAAACGGAUCAUAUUGAAGGAUCCCAGGGUUCAAUACCUUGCUUUAGUCCUUCUUGAGACCUGUGUAAAAAAUUGUGAGAAGGCUUUCUCAGAGGUUGCUGCAGAGCGCAUCCUUGAUGAGAUGGUCAAACUUAUUGAUGAUCCUCAGACUGUUGUAAAUAACAGGAAUAAAGCUCUUAUCAUGAUUGAAGCAUGGGGAGAGUCUGGGGAUGAGCUCCGGUAUUUACCAGUCUAUGAGGAAACCUACAAGAGCUUGAAAUCUAGAGGUAUCCAUUUUCCAGGACGAGAUAACGAAAGUUUAGGUCCAAUUUUUACUCCACGUUCAGUUACAGAGACCGAAGCAGAUGACAGUUUGUCACAACAGACUUAUGACGAUGUACCCACAUUUAGUUUAACAGCUGAACAGAUAAAGGAAACAUUUGAUGUUGCUCACAACAGUCUUGAACUUCUGUCAACAGUUCUCUCUUCCUCACCUCAUCAAGAAGCUCUUCAGGACGACUUGACAAAAACCCUCUUCCUACAAUGCCAACAAAGCCAAUACACUGUCCAGAGAAUCAUCGAGACCGCAGCUGACAAUGAAGUAGUUCUAUUCGAGGCCUUGAACAUCAACGAUGAGCUCCAGAAGGUCCUCUCUAAGUAUGAAGAGCUGAAGAAGCCUCCGCUGGUACAAUCCGAACCUGAACCAGCAAUGAUACCGGUCGCUGUGGAACCCGAAGAUUCUCCUCGUGUCAGUAGAGAAGAUGCCCUCGUCCGAAAACCUGUUGGUUCAAGGACCAAGUCAAGCAGCGACGAUGACGCCCUGAAGAACCUUGACGAGAUGAUCUUUGGCACCAAGGGAGGCAGCACAUCCGAGGAUCAAGAUCCCAAAAAGAAGCAACAGAAGGAUAAUCUGAUCACCUUCUAAGUAUCUAUCUUCCUGUUGUUUACAGGUACAAGUCUACUUCUGAUGGUGUCUUGUGUUGCUUUAUUUUAGAAAACUAAGGAAAAAAGAAAUGUGUUCUAACUUAUCCUAUUUUACUUUGGUUGUGAUUAGGGGGUAUAAAUGAACCAAGUCGUUUAUGAGUUAUUCGAAGUUCGAUUUAAUAAAAAUUCGUUUGAACUCGUUUAA